UUUUACUAAUAUUUCUUGUCAUCAAUUUUAUCAGACAUAAAACUAUUUACAAUAGUUUGAAAUGUAUGUAUUAAUAAUAAUUUAAACAUCAUUAAGUAAUUUUAACGUCAUUAAAAUUGACGUACAUCAAUGAUUAAGCCUUGAUAUUUCAUAUUUUAUCUGUACCUUGAAAUUAUAACGAUGAUUAAAUGAAUGAAAUAUUCACUAAACGUACACAAUAUAUCAAAUUUUAUGUCUUGAUCUAUAUCUAUGACUCAGGUGAAAUUGAAGUAAUGCUUAGUAAGUUACAAGUCUGCAAGGUGUCUAAAUCACCAAGAAAUUUUUACAGAAUUAGUUUAAUUUUUUUGUGUAAAACUUGUUCAUACAUAUAUAACUACUGAAAAGUGUAUUUACAGUAAUUGUUAAUUCUAAACUUGUAGAAGAGAGAAGAAAAGAAAAAUGAAUAAAAUUUCCAAGUCAGGAAUAAUGCGAAUAUUAUUAGAAAUUAUUUGUAUGAUAUUACUGGUUUGUGGAUUAUGUGCGUCUGAAUUAUACAUCCAGCCUCACGCCCGAGGUUUUUUUUGUAAUGAUGAAACAAUAAUGUAUCCUUAUAUUAAUAAGGCAACGAUAUCGACGUCAAAUCUUAUAAUUAUGCCAUUCAUAUUUUUUUUUUUGAUUACCAUCGGCGAAGUCAUCUACGCAAGAAAAAUCAGAAAGUCAUCAUUAGAAUUAUUAAAUUCGAAUAUUCCUAAUUGGUUAACAUUAAUUUAUCAGAAGGGAGGAUACUUUGUAAUCGGUGCAAUAACGACGGUAUUAAUUGGAGACGUUACUAAAUUAACAAUUGGAAGACUACGGCCACAUUUUAUGGACCUUUGUAAGCCGGACAUCGACUGCAGCUUGCCUAUUAAUCAUAACAAAUAUUUUAAUUCCGAUGAGUUUAAUUGCACAGCUAAUAUCACUGCUAGUGUUCUAAAGGAAGCCAGAUUAUCAUUUCCGUCGGGUCAUGCGUCUCUGUCUACUUACUGUGCAGUCUUCUUUAUCUUUUAUUUACAAUUGAGGAUCACAUGCAAAAGUCUUAAGUUGUUCAAAUAUUUACUACAGUUUAUUUUGGUAUUGAUAGUGACGUUUGUUUCGAUGACAAGAAUCGCUGAUUUUUGGCACCACUGGAGUGACGUCACAGUAGGAAUUUUAAUAGGAUUGAUAAAUGCUUUAGUAACUGUAUUUUUAGUAGCUGACUUAUUAAAAGAACGGAAAACAAGUAAUGUCAAUAAUGAUCAAAAAAUUAAUGACAGUAAUAGUAAUGGCCAAAUUAAUAUUCUUGUAAAAAAUGAAAAAUUAAUUAUUUAAAUAUAUAACGUGGAUACUCAAUUUAAUAAAUUACAAUUUUUCUAUCAACAAAAAUUU
Molecule: messenger RNA, 1383 nt
Organism: Microplitis demolitor
Lineage: Eukaryota; Metazoa; Arthropoda; Insecta; Hymenoptera; Braconidae
Product: putative phosphatidate phosphatase
Exons: 7
Coding region: 439-1326 (295 amino acids)
Biological process (GO): phospholipid dephosphorylation; phospholipid metabolic process; signal transduction
Molecular function (GO): phosphatidate phosphatase activity
Source: RefSeq, a predicted model, not a curated record